AUGUCGCAAACGCCGAGUGUGUCGCGCAGCAGCCGCCAGCUGUGCUGGGAAAGCCGCGAUAGCUACUAUGCGUGCUUGACCUCCCACAAGAUCCUCGCUCCACCGGGCACCGACAUGUCAGACACCAAAGGGCCGCUCGGCCGCGGAGGGUUUGCCGAGAAAACCUCGCCGGAGGAGCGUGCACGGAUCCUGGCCGAGCAGCGCGCCAACGACCCGUGCACGCCACAGCGCGAUGCGUACGAAAAGAACUGUGCGCAGAGCUGGGUCGAUUACUUCAACAAGCGCCGCAUCCUCGACGAGCGCCAAAAACAGUUCUACGCUGAGGCCGAGGCGCGUGUCGCGGCACAGAACAAGUAG
Malassezia japonica is the source of this 357-nucleotide messenger RNA. RefSeq lists its product as uncharacterized. Gene Ontology annotation, cellular component: mitochondrion; respiratory chain complex IV. The transcript is spliced from 2 exons. Bases 1 to 357 code for a protein of 118 amino acids. NCBI's taxonomy places the organism in Eukaryota, Fungi, Basidiomycota, Malasseziomycetes, Malasseziales, Malasseziaceae. The record is from RefSeq and is a predicted model, not a curated record.